Lingula anatina is the source of this 1400-nucleotide messenger RNA. RefSeq names its product salivary glue protein Sgs-3-like. Lineage: Eukaryota; Metazoa; Brachiopoda; Lingulata; Lingulida; Lingulidae. The record is from RefSeq and is a predicted model, not a curated record.
UGAACCAAUAUGUGGAACUGAUGGAAGAACUUAUGGCAAUACAUGUGAGUUUCAGAUAGGAGUUUGUCUGAAUAAGCAACUUGGACAAUCAUUAGCUGUCUUAGGAUACAGUGAAUGCUAUAAACUCCCCACAACUACUAAAUCUGUUCCAACCUCUAGAAAGAUGACUUCUUCAAAGCCAAGUACUGCAGCAUCUACUACUCUUAAACUGACAGCCACACAAAAACCAGCAACCUCCCCCAAACCAAUAACUCACCCAAAACAAAAUGCAACCACUCCCAAACCAUCCACUUCACAGAAACCAACUACUACAAUCCUUCCAACAACCACCACCAGAAAACCACCUACAACCACCCCCAAACCAACUACUACUCUAAAACUAACAGCCACCCAAGAACCAACCACAAGCACCAUAAAACAAACAACUUCACAGGAACCAACCACAACCACCAUAAAACCAACCACAACUCUGAGACCAACCACUACCAAACCAACCACAUUCAAACUAACAACCUUAAAAGCAACCACUCCCAAGGCCACUAAACCUGCCACCCCAAAAGCCACAAAUCCGACCCUUACCCCAGUAGUGAACAAGGUAACCACUACAGCACAACGGGAUUGCUCUCACCAGCAUAGAUGUAUAUGGCCAAAUCGAGUGUGUGGAGAUGAUGGGAAAACAUAUUAUUGUGAGAGAAAUCUGAAUAUCAAAAACUGCAGAGAUGGCACCAAUGUAAAAGUAGUUGGGAAAGGUAAAUGCAGGGAAACGCCCACACCAAGUGUCUUCAAAAUGACCACUGCUCACAAGCUGACAACAACUCCAAAGCCCGACUUCAACCCUUGUUCUGCGCCUUGCUCUAAGGCCCACAAAGUGCACUGUGACGAUCACGGCAAGAAAUACGGGAGCCAAUGUGAGAUGUACCAUACUUUUUGCCUAUCAAAAUUAGUUUGGUACUGGAAUCCAAAAGAAGUUGCUUGCAAGUUACCAGACUGGCUGGCAGCCAUCAUUGGUUGAAAAGUUCAGUUUAGUUUUUAUGAUUAAUGCAUCCAAGAUUGUACUUUGGCAUGUAUCUAUUCAGUUUUAUGAAAGUAAAUCAGUUCAAAGCAACCUGAUGCAACGUUUUAUGUUUCCACCAUCCCUAGUGGAAUAAGAUAUCCUCGAAUGAAAUUAAUGACAAACAAAAUAUAGGUUGAUUUUAUCAUAAUUAUCAUCAAACAUUUUAGUUAAAGACACCCAUAGCUGUUUAUUCCUGGAAGAUAAGAAUGCCUGAAGAUUACUAGUAGAUUGGCCAUGUUUGAAACAAACCCAUCUUAUUCCCCCUUAAAUCCUGUGAUUUUAUUUUGUAAGAAAUUCCAGAAUGUUUUCAAGACCACUCUGGUCUCAUAGAGAAUAUGGAAAUUUA